AGCGAAUUCAACGGUCGCUCACUGUAAGAAGAUGCAGACGCCUUUCUGCGUACUUCUCGUCUCUCUUCUCGUCAUUGUCGCAUCGGCCCCCAGUAAAAAAGAUCAUGAGUUACUAGACGAGUUGCAAAAUAACUCUCGGAAAACGAAAGACAACAAGGUCGAAUCGUCACCAUUAGUUGACGACAUGUACGAUCCAGCUGAAGACAUGAACCCGAAUUUUCCACCACUCGACGAAAGCGAGGACGAAGAUGAGCAGGACGAAACCAUGGAUGACAACGAAGAUGAAGAUGCAGACGACGACGAUGAGGAUGAUGAUGAAGAGGAUGAUGAUGAGGAUGAUGAUGAGGAUGAUGAUGAGGAUGAUGAAGAGGAUAAUGAGGAUGAUGAGGAUGAUGAAGACGCAUCUGACGACGAUGAGGAUGAUGAAGAUGACGACGACAACGAUGCCGACGACCAAGAUGAACUCCUGAAGGAGUUGAGAGAGGCCGAAGGAGGCGAGGGUGCCGGCGACGGAGAAGACAAAUAAAGAGUAAAACUAGACUGCGCGUGCAUUGUGCAAUUCCGUCUGUAUAUUUGUACCGAAAAAUAGCAUAAGGCGUGCAUGCAUAGCAACAAGAAAGGAACAUCAAAAUCUUAGUUUAUAGACUACCUAAUGUACAGGCGUCGAUCUAACUAAUUCUACAAGUUGAGUCUAUAGAAUCAAAGAUGACAGUCAAUCAUACUCGUUGGCAGUCAGAACCGUUGCGGCAUUAAUUAAUUAAUUAAAAUUUCAUAAUGGUCGUUCAAGAUAUCGUGUUUACAGACACAC
Messenger RNA from Corticium candelabrum, 808 nucleotides. RefSeq names its product prostatic spermine-binding protein-like. NCBI's taxonomy places the organism in Eukaryota, Metazoa, Porifera, Homoscleromorpha, Homosclerophorida, Plakinidae. The coding region runs from base 32 to 526 and encodes 164 amino acids. The record is from RefSeq and is a predicted model, not a curated record. The transcript has 2 exons.